Messenger RNA from Ostrea edulis (European flat oyster), 2581 nucleotides. Its product is annotated as E3 ubiquitin-protein ligase TRIM36-like. The coding region runs from base 333 to 1991 and encodes 552 amino acids. The record is from RefSeq and is a predicted model, not a curated record. NCBI's taxonomy places the organism in Eukaryota, Metazoa, Mollusca, Bivalvia, Ostreida, Ostreidae. The transcript is spliced from 2 exons. Gene Ontology annotation, molecular function: protein binding; zinc ion binding.
AGUGAUUACUAUAAGCCCCCCCCCCCCCCCCCCCCCCCCCCCCCCACACACACACACACAGAGAGAGUUACAAUUGAUAUUGCUAAGUACACUGACUAUAAUGAAGGGAUUUAUACAUACAUUGAAACAAUUCUAUCUUCUGACGUCAAUGUUGACAUCGCUACCAGUACGAUCUAGGUCAAAACAAACUUUAAAACUCUAUUUAAACAGAUAGUGUAUACAGGCUGACGCACCGCACAGGUAUUUAAUCACAGGACUAGACGGAAGGUCGAAAGAACAGGGAGGCCAUGUUGGAUUUUCAGUGAACUCCUCAUGUGACCCGGACAUCAAAAAUGGAUCCGUUCCGCAGAGCCCAGAUUAUCCUAUUGUGUGACCUCUGUAAAACUGCCCACCUACAGAGUCACUGUGAACGUUGUGAUAUAAAUCUAUGCCAGACCUGUGUUGGGAAGCACCUCUCGGAUUCGUCUAUAAGACACAAAGUCGUGCUCUAUAAAUACAGAAAAUCUCUUAACUACUCAACAUGUCCACACCACGCCGACGAACUCUGUAAACAUUACUGUGAGAAAUGUGACAUUCCUGUCUGUUCUACCUGCGUCUCCUCAAGUAAACACAAAGGUCACGAUAUAUCAGAUAUUCUGGAAAAACUCAGCGCUAACACAGAAAGUUUACAGAAAGAUCUGGACGAACUCGAGACCAGAAUUUACCCGCGAUAUGAAGAAAUGGCGUCUGGUGUACAAACUGAGAAAGCCGAGUUAGAAACGAAUUACGGGAAACUGACAACAAUUGCCGAUCAACAAGGAGAACUCCUACACCGGGAGAUUACCGCCAUUGUCAACCAGCAGAAAUCCAACAUUCAGGAGAUGAAAAUCAAACACCUAUCUACCCUGAAUAAAAAUACAGAAGAAAUCACACAGAAAAUGGCGGAACUCAAACAGAUCAUGUCAGACUUGAAAUCAAUCCUAAAAUCAAAUGACGUCUCCUUAACCUCUAGUUACAAAUCUAGGAAUUCUGAAUUUAGAACAUUACCGACUAAAGUCCGAGUCAAAUUACCGAGUUUUACUCCUCAGAAAAUAAACAAAGAUCAGCUCAAUGAAAUGUUUGGUUCUCUGUCGCCAUUAUCCAUUAACACAGAACAUGGCGACACAAUCAAGUCAGCAGAAGCUGUAUCGUCUCCUCCAGUCAAACCACUGCUUGAUGAGCCGCGCUUCACCGCCGCCAUAGACACUAGGUAUACAGAACUAUAUAGUGUUAGCUGUCUGAGUGAAGAUCAAGUCUGGACAUGCGGGACUAACAAAACCAUGAAGCUGUUCAACCUCCAGAGUAAACUACUGACAUCAAUAAAAACCAAGUCAGAGGACGAACCGGGGGACAUAGCAGUGACACGGGACGGAGAUCUUGUUUAUACUGACUAUAGAGAUAAAACUGUUAAUUUAAUUAAGAAUAAACAGAUACAGACCGUGAUCACACUACAGGGGUGGUACCCUCUCUAUGUCUGCAGUACCGCCUCUGAUGAUCUCCUGGUUACCAUGAUCAGUGAUGAUGACAAACAAUACAAAGUCGUGCGUUACUCCGGCUCCACAGAGAAACAGAGCAUUCAGUUUGAUGAUCAGGGUCGUCCUCUCUACUCAUCUGAUACAUUCCCUAAAUACCUCAGUGAGAACAAGAACCUGGAUAUCUGUGUGGCUGACAAUGGAGCUAGAGCAGUAGUGGUGGUCAAUCAGUCAGGAAAACUCCGAUUUAGAUACACUGGUCAUCCCUCUAAUACCGAGCAAUCAUUUAAUCCACGCGGCCUCACUACAGACAGCCAGAGUCACAUCCUGACAGCAGACAUUCACAAACACCGUAUCCACAUCCUAGAUCAGGACGGACAGUUCCUCCGUUACAUUCACUGUCAUUUAGAACGUCCAGUAGGUUUAUGUGUGGACAUCAGAGACAACCUCUUUGUGGCUGAACGGUUCACUGCUAAAGUGAAGAAAAUCCAAUAUCUAUAAACACAGUGUUAAUUACACAACUCUACAGUGUUAAUUACACAUCUAAAAACCCUGUUCAUUACACAUCUAAACACAGUGUUAAUUGCAUCUUUGUGUUGAUUACAUCUGCUUUUUGAUUACAGACCUGUGUUAAUUACAGCCCUGUGUUGAUUACAGCCCCGUGUUAAUUACAGCUCCGUGUUAAUUACAGUCCUGUGUCUGUGAUGUGUAAUUAACAUGUACUUGUGUUUGUGAGUUUAACUGAUAGAACAGUCUCUCACUGCUGUUUAGUAAUUAUAUCUUACAAUAUCUGUAUUAUUAUAUCUAAUCUUAGUAUACUAAUUAAUAAUUAGAUUGUGUUACUAGUUAAUUAUCUAUAUACAAUUAGACACAUGUCAAUCAUGAAAUGUAAAUAAAGGUAAAUCAGUUCUUGUGAUGUACUAAGUCACGUUGUCAGUAUUUUGUGUGUAGCCUUGAAUUAUAGUACAUCUAUACAAGUACACAUAUACUUGUUUGUGUGUGAUAAACUACUAAUUAUUCUGUUUGUUAAUUAUGUAUUUCAAUAUGUGUUUGAUUUUACAAUGUAUAUAUUAGAUAAACAUGAUACAGAG